This is a messenger RNA of Diachasmimorpha longicaudata, 2426 nucleotides long. RefSeq names its product mahogany (gene Mah). NCBI's taxonomy places the organism in Eukaryota, Metazoa, Arthropoda, Insecta, Hymenoptera, Braconidae. The record is from RefSeq and is a predicted model, not a curated record. Bases 142 to 1902 code for a protein of 586 amino acids. Gene Ontology annotation, molecular function: L-amino acid transmembrane transporter activity. Gene Ontology annotation, cellular component: vacuolar membrane. The transcript is spliced from 6 exons. Gene Ontology annotation, biological process: amino acid transmembrane transport.
UCAUUCACUCGUUCACAAUUGUAUCGUGUUACAUGCCACAGGGAGUGCAAACCGGUUGAAUAUUGUCAGGGCAGUCCCAUGAUUAUCUAGUGUAGUGGAUACUUGGGAUUGGGAUUGUUCCGAGUGAUAUUUCCGUGAAGGAUGGAUCAGGAAAGGAUACCCCUGAUUCACCGGGGGGCACGCUCUGGACUCACUAUUUUUUUCGCAACACUGUGCAUUGUUGAUAUCUUCGGGGUAUUUCCGAUUAUUGCUCUGCCACGUGCUAUUGUUCAAUGCGGUCUUUUGGGGAUUCCUCUCGUCAUUGUCGUCGUUUUGUUUCAAAUUUAUACUGCUGCCCUUCUCGGCAAAUGCUGGAUCAUUGCUACGUCACUGGACCCGGAGAUUCUGCGAAAAAAUAGAAAUCCUUUGGCUGCUGUAACUGAAAUGACGUUGGGGCCGAUGGCAAGGACUUGGAUCAACAUCCUGUUAGACCUGACUAUUUUUGGAUGUGGAAUACCGAAUUUACUAGUCGGUAAGAUGGCCCACAUUACAUUCCCCAAGAACAAAGAACACAUUCGAGCGAAAUUCUUUGAUUUUUUAGCAUCUCAAAAUCUACAACUCUUCGGCCUCAAAGUAUCAGACAAUCAAUUCGACCUCUCCUUCUGCUACUGGCUCCUGGUCGUCGGUGUAUUGCUAUGUCCCUUGAUGUGGUUGGGAAGUCCUCGAGACAUGAAAUCCCUAGCGAUCUGCUCAACAUUCGCUGUAUGUGUGACUGCCAUUUUGGUUUGGUGGUGCAUUCUAAUCGACGACAGAACUCUCGAGGUUGAUCCAGUUCCAACAUCUCCAACAUGGGAUAAGUUUAUCUCCGGUUAUGGAAUGCUAGCUUUUCAAUUUGAUGUUCAUCCCACGUUGAUGACUGUUCAAGUCGAUAUGAGACAACCUAGGGAUAUAAAUAAAGCAGUCGUUCUGUCAUUUCUAUUCAGUGGUGCAUUAUUUGGAAUAACAACAUCUCUAGCUGUGUGGAAAUAUGGUGGAAGCACAACAGCAAAUAUCCUUCAAAUAGCACCAGCUGGAGGUGUCAGCAGGGCCGCAAUACUCGUUUCAGCAAUUCAACUGAUAUUCUCCAGCGUCAUAGGCCAUGCAGCGAUGUUCCUACAUCUGGAGGACGAGCUCCAUGUGCGAAGAACAUUUGGAUGGAAGCGUUGCGCAAUGCGUUCGGCGGUUGUCUUCCUGGGAGUAGCAGUGGGCGAGUCAGUUCCUCGUUUCGAUAUAGUUAUGUCCUUGAUCGGUGGGAGCUUAACAGGACCCCUCGUCUUCGUUCUCCCUCCGAUAAUGUACGCACGUGCACGAGCCCUCAAAGCUCAAUCUCCAGAUAAUCCUCGGGUGCGUGAAGUGAUAUCACCAGCUCAACGUCUGGAAGGAACCGUCUCCCUCGUCGAUCCAAAAAUCCACUCUCAAUCCACUUACUACGGUUUCAAGGACCACACAAAUCAGCAGCGCUACUCCUUCGUCUAUUUUGAUAACGAUGAUGACGAUGACGAUUCCGUAUCGGAUACCGAAGAUGAUGACGCGCUGAAUGAGGCAGGGGCCACUCUGGAAUCACCCGGGGAAGGUGUCCAGAUGAUCGAGACACAUGUGGAUAUCACUCCAGUUAUCGUUGACCCAACUAAACCCAGACGAUUGCGACGAAAAACUGUCGUUCGAGGAUCGGCAAUCGAAAUUCAGGGCAACAAUGGGGGAAAUGUACAUUUUGAAAGACUGAUAAACUGGCUGGGAUAUUUUGUCGUUGCUCUUGGUAUUCUCAUCACUAUCUCCUCAACAUAUAUUAAUAUCAAGAAUACCAUUCGUUUUGUCAAUUUCACACCACCGUGCAUUAUCAAUGCCGCUGCUGCUGGCAAUGCCAGUAAUGCUGGGGGAGGGUAAUUUACUGGCAGUACUUUGCACUUCGGUGAAGUGUCAAAUACUUCAUUUAAUCAGUCGAUUUUUUAAUUAAAUUUAUCAUGAGAUGUUUACGGCGUUAUUUAAUUGCGGGAAUUAUCGUUAAUUAUUCGGAUGUGUUAUGUAUUAUUUUUUUGGGAAAGGGGGAGCGAUCGUUUUUUAUCAAGUCAUUGAAAUUCAAGAAGAGUUUGCGGCAAAACAACGAAUUCAAUUAUUUAUGAGAUGAUUUUUUUAUGGAUAAUAUUUUUGGGCAAAAAGUGUUCAACCGAACUUUAUAACUGUACGUUAAAAUUUCAUAUAUAUUUCACAGAUGUUUGGGACUUCUCUGUACGUAGAUGACAGAACGAGGAAAAAUUACAAACAUUACUUUAUCAUUAAGUUAUGGUUUUUGUGCGAUACUAGUAAUGUUUCUUCGUAAAAAUAAUUUUUCUUUUUACUGAUUUUUUCCAGCUGUAUUAACUUUCAGUACGAAAAAUAAAAUGUGACGAUUUUCUACCUGUUUUGACUUA